This is a messenger RNA of Oncorhynchus nerka (sockeye salmon), 1120 nucleotides long. RefSeq names its product neuropeptide Y receptor Y7 (gene npy7r). Gene Ontology annotation, biological process: G protein-coupled receptor signaling pathway. NCBI's taxonomy places the organism in Eukaryota, Metazoa, Chordata, Actinopteri, Salmoniformes, Salmonidae. The transcript has a single exon. The record is from RefSeq and is a predicted model, not a curated record. Gene Ontology annotation, cellular component: plasma membrane; neuron projection. Gene Ontology annotation, molecular function: neuropeptide binding; neuropeptide Y receptor activity. The coding region runs from base 38 to 1120 and encodes 360 amino acids.
CAGCACGGCCGACCGAGCACCUGACCUGCCAGUCCACAUGGACACCACCUCCACCCACAUGCAACAAGGCAUCCUGGGUAACGACAGUCUCAGCCUCCACCUCGACCGGCCGGGGUUCCACUCUGACAUCACCAAGCAUGUAGGAGUCCAGGCUGCUUUGAUCACAGCGUAUAGUCUGAUCAUCCUACUGGGUCUAGUAGGCAACGCCCUUGUCAUCUACAUGAUCAUCCGCUUCCGGAACAUGAGGACAGUCACUAACUUCUUCAUAGCUAACCUGGCCCUGGCCGACCUGUUGGUGGAUACGUUGUGUUUACCGUUCACACUGGUUUAUACCUUGCUCGACGAGUGGAAGUUCGGCGCGGUGCUGUGUCACAUGGUCCCGUUCGCCCAGGCGCUGAGCGUGCACGUAUCGAUCCUGACGCUGACCGUCAUCGCUCUGGAGCGCUACAGGUGUAUCGUGUUCCACCUGGGCCAGCGCCUCACCUGGCGAAGCAGUUUGCUCAUCAUGGCUCUCACCUGGACGCUGUCCGCCGUGCUGGCCGGCCCGCUCGCCAUCUUUAGAGAGUACCGUCAGGAGGAGAUCCCGUCCAUCAACCUGAGGAUCUCAGUCUGCUAUGAGAAGUGGCCUUACGGCAGCAGCAGAGACGGGGUCAUUUACAGCCUGUCUAUGUUACUGCUGCAGUACGUGCUGCCACUCUCCAUCAUCAGUUAUGCCUACAUCUGCAUCUGGGUGAAGCUGAAGAACCACGUGAGUCCAGCGAGCCGCAUCGACGCCAUUCAGCGCAGGAAGAAGACCACCAAGAUGCUGGUUAUGGUGGUUGUAGUCUUCGCCACAUGCUGGCUACCCUUCCACGUGUUUCAACUAGCCAGUGACCUAGACCUGGUGCUCAGCUUAAGACAAUACAAGCUCAUCUAUACACUCUUCCACAUGGUAGCCAUGUGCUCCACCUUCGCCAACCCGCUCCUGUACGGCUGGAUGAAUAAGAACUACAGGAAUGGGUUCCUCAUGGUGUUCAGGUGUGAGGCUAAACCAGACAGUAUUCACCCUGAGGGAUCCUUCAGGACCCGGUCACUAAGGAGGAUGUCUCUGAAUGGAGGACACCCUCCUACGGCCGUCUGA